This is a messenger RNA of Prosopis cineraria, 5554 nucleotides long. RefSeq names its product disease resistance protein At4g27190-like. NCBI's taxonomy places the organism in Eukaryota, Viridiplantae, Streptophyta, Magnoliopsida, Fabales, Fabaceae. The transcript is spliced from 6 exons. Gene Ontology annotation, molecular function: ADP binding. The record is from RefSeq and is a predicted model, not a curated record. The coding region runs from base 672 to 5273 and encodes 1533 amino acids.
GAAUCACAGUCCAACAGGGAUCGCAACUAUUAUCCUGCUUCUCGCAUUCAUCUUCCUCUCCAUUCUCUUUCCUUCGUUUGGGUGAGUUCCAUUUUCAAUUUUCAAAACCUUUACGCUAUACUUGCUGUCUGUACAUUUCCCUUCCAAAAUUGCUCAACUGGGUUUUUCUUACAACCUUCAGACUGCGACAUCAGAGACAGUUCAGAUCUUGGAUUCAUCAAUUGGUCCGACGUCUCUGGUAGUCUCUCUAUCGUCAACUUCUAAGUCUCAAAUUCUUUGAAAGAUGGAAAAUCUUUAAGGUUUUCUGGGAUUCAGUCACGUACAAUUGGCAAUGUAACUUUUGAAGAUAUAUGGUUCUCUUUAGGCUGUGCUGGCUCAAAUGGCAGAGAUUGUAAUAUCAGUUUUUGCCAAAGUUGCUGAAUAUUUGGUAGAUCCAGUGGUACGUCAAGGGAAAUAUUUGUUCUGUGCUGGCAAAAUCACAAAAACUCUUGAAACAGAGAAGCAAAAUCUUGAAUCAGCUCAAUACAAAGUGCAGAAUCGUUGCCAAGAAGCAAUGGUUAAAGCUGAAAGAAUUAAUGAUGCCGUUGAGAAUUGGUUAGGUGAAGUGAAAAUUCAUAUGGAUGAGGUGCAAAACUUGGAACAACAAAUGAAAGAAAACAACAAUUGCUUUCAUGGGAGGUGUACUAGCUAUUGGAAGAGAUAUUGUUUGGGCAAAACAGAUCGCAAAGAAGAUAGAAAACACAAAACAACUUGUUGAAAGGAAUAAUUUUGAUCCCUUUUCUGUCCCUGGCGAAAUUCCAGAUAUAGAGUAUUUUUCUUCUAGAAAUUUUGUGUAUUUCCAGUCUACAAAGUUGGCUUCAGAUGAACUUUUGGCAGGUCUCCAAGAUGACGGUACCCACAUGAUUGGAUUGUAUGGAAUGGGAGGCUCCGGCAAAACAACCUUGGUUAAAGAGGUUGGCAAAGAGGCCAAAAAAUCAAAGCUCUUUGAUCGAGUCAUACUUGCUACCAUCUCCCAAAAUCCAGAUAAUAAAAGGAUUCAAGAUGAAAUUGCAGACAUGUUAGAUUUGGAAUUGAAAGAACAAAGUGAAGCUGGAAGAGCAAGACGUUUGUCAAUGAGAUUGAGUAGUGGGGAAAGGAUACUCAUGAUAUUAGAUGAUGUGUGGGCUAAGAUUGAUUUAAAGGAUAUUGGUAUUCCUUUUGAAGAUUAUCAUGUGGGCUGCAAGGUCCUUCUUACUACUCGACGUCAGCGAGUAUGCAUUUUGAUGAAUUGUGAGAGGAAGAUUCCAUUGCAUCUCUUAGCUGAAGAGGAAUCUUGGACAUUGCUCAAAAAGCAUGCUCGUAUUGUAGACAAAUCAUUACAUGGUGUGGCACAAGAAAUUGUUGGGGAAUGUAAAGGGCUUCCUAUUGCAAUUCAAGCUGUAGGAGCCUCUUUGAAAGAAAAGUUUAUAGAAGAAUGGAAUGAAGCACUGGCAAGAUUGAGGUUUUCAAAACCAAUUGAUGAGGAACCAGGUGUUAGAGAUGCCUUUUCUUGUCUUAAGUUGAGCUAUGAUUAUUUGAAGAGCCAUGAAGCCAAGUCACUCUUUUUGAUGUGCUCCAUGUAUCCAGAAGAUGCAGAUAUCUUUGUUGAAGAUUUGUUUAGAAUUGCAAUUGGUUUAGGCAUGUGUGAAGAAUUGCGUUCACUUGAAGAGGUGAGAAAUAAAGUGAAUGCAUGUAUAAAUAAUCUUGUAGAUUCUUGUUUGCUAAUGUGGUCUGAGAGAAAGAAAGACCACUCGAGAAUGCAUGACAUAAUUCGAGAUGUAGCAUUGUGGAUAUCAUUCCAAGAAAAUCGCACUAUUCUAGUGAAUCUUGAGAAGGAUAUGAAGGUGGAAAUUAUAAAUGAAUCGAUAAAAGAUUGUUAUGCAUUCACUUCUUGGUGUAAUCAAACAUCUCAAUUUCCUCAAAUAUUAGAUGCUCCAAAACUUGAGAUUUUGUUGUUUAACAACAUAGGUGCAUGUGAAUUAUCAGAAGCAAAUUUUAGAGGUAUGGCAUCACUCAAGGUAAUGCAAAUCAACUCUAGAUAUCAUGAAGCAGUGGACUUCUCAUCACUAUCGUACUCUAUGAAUUUGCUAACUAAUCUACAAACUUUGCGCUUGCAAUGUUGUCGAUUAGGUGAUGAUUUGUCAUGGGUGUUAGGCCUCAAAAGACUUGAAGUUCUUGACUUGAAAGAAAGUUCAUUUAAGGAACUUCCACAAGGAUUAGAAGAGUUGAGAAAAUUGAAGUUGUUGGUUUUGUCUUGGAUCAACGAGCAAAGUUUUAAGAUAGUGGAGAGAUGCACACAUCUGGAAGAGUUAUAUGCUUCACAAAUCCGACUAAGUAGAACAACUUUAAAACUUGGUGGAUGUUAUUCCAAAAAUGCCACUUUUCCCAUAUUACGGAGAUAUGAACUUGAAAUUGGGAACUAUCAUGAAAUUCAUAGGCAACAUUCUAAAGCCUUAACGGGUUGUCACUCUAAGGUUUUGUCCUUGGGAGAAUUAAAAAUCUUUGCUUUAACUCCAUUUAUUAUGGAUCUUUUACAACGAGCUGAAGCUGUUUGUUUAAAUAAACUUGAUGGAGGUUUCAAAAAUAUCGUUCCAGACAUCGUUCAGGGUGUUCGAAGGAUGAAUGAGUUGAUUAGCUUGUGGCUUCAUUCUUUUUCAAAUUUAGAAUGUGUUGUUGAUGCAACUUCUCAUAUUGUUGAUUUGUUUCAAGCAGAAACUUUGUUUCCAAAGCUAAUUAAGUUAAGGUUGGAGUCUUUGAGCAAUUUGAAAAAAGUUUGCUGCGGUCCACCUUUGCUUCUCUUCUUCGAGAAAUUGCAAGAAUUGCAUGUAUCUCAUUGUCCUAUGUUAACAUCACUCUUCCCAAAGUGUGUUGCCAGAGCUGUGUUGGCGUUACAGAAGCUAACUGUAGAAAGUUGUGGUGAAUUGAAGAAUAUAAUAGAUGAGGAUGGUGAUGGUACUAUCAAUCAAAUAAUUUCAGCUUCAAACAAUUCACAUUCGGCGUUCUCACAAUUGAAAAGUUUGACCAUCCUUGAUUGUCAUAAGUUAGAAUAUGUAUUCUCAAACUCUUGUGCUCAAGGCCUUGUGCAGUUAGAGGAGGUGUGCAUUCAGGGGGCUUCUCAACUAAAAUAUGCUUUUGGCCAACAUGAAGAUGAACAUCAAGAGUUUCAGAUAGAGCUUCCUAUUCUGAAAUCACUUGAACUUCAUGGCUUGAAAAAUUUGAUUAGCAUUUUCCCAAAAAACUAUCUUUCGAGUUGCCCAUGUUUGAGGAAAUUGCGUUGGGUGAGAUGUCCAAAAUUCAGAGCUUCAUGUGUUAACAUUAUGGUUGGUUCAAAUAUAAAUAUGGACAACCAGUUAUACAGCAAGGUUUCAGCUCCAUUAUCGUUUCUAAAGUUAGAGAAACUUGAGGUUAAGGGUUGUAGUGUUGAAGACAUUCUAUUUCCACUUGAAAGGGAUGUUUUUACUGAAACGAAUUCCCAAAACAACUUGAUCUCACCCUUAGGCACUCUGAGAUUGGAUAAUAUGCCAGAGCUAAAGUUUGUUUGGAGUGGUCCAAUGGGAACAGUGAGCCUCCAAAAUCUUAGAGUAUUUACAGUGAGUGGGUGCAACAAUUUGAAGAUGAUUUUCUCCCCUGUAAUUCUUAAAAGUAUACAACUAUUGGAGCGUCUUGAAAUAUCAGAUUGCAAUGAAUUGGAGGAAAUAAUGUGCGGUAUAGACGUAGGAGAUCAACAACAAGGCCCAAUGGACGCUCAAUCCGUGCAAGUAUUCUUUCCAAAUCUGAGAGAGCUUCAAGUUUGGAGAUGUAGCAAGCUCAAAUGCUUAUUUUCAAUAGCCAUAGAUUGGAACAAUCAUUUAAAGAAUGUGUUACCCAACUUGAAAUCCUUAACUUUGGAACAAGUGCCAAGUCUCCAGGAUUUUUGCUACAGUUUAUCCUUUUCCAACAAUCACCUUUUCCAGCUGUUGGGUUCAAAACUAGAACGCUUGUGGUUAGGAAGUGAGCCUGAGCUAUGGGUGACAUGGAGAGCUCCUUUACAGAUUUCGAACUUUGUCCAUCUUCAAGACCUUAGACUGAGUGAAUGUAAGGAAUUGAAAUCUCUAUUUGGUGAGGGCUUCCACGGAAGAAGCCUACCAAUGUUACAAUAUCUUAGGAUAAGCAAGUGUGAGGAGUUGGAGGACAUUCUGAGAGCGGAUAAUGAAUUCCAAACAUGCUUUCCUAAAUUGGAUUACCUCAGAGUUGAGCAUUGCAACAAGCUCAAGUAUCUUUUCUCAAUCUCCUCUCUCACUCCAUUGCUUCCCCAUUUAGAGACAAUAUACAUAUCUGAAUGUGCAAAGUUAGAGGAGCUUUUUAGAUGCAGCAGUGAAGACACCAGUAACAAUGUCAAUGAAAUCGCGCUUCCAAACUUAACAUUCAUACAUCUAGUGAAAUUGCCAAGUCUUGUUGAUGUCUGCAAUGGGUUCAAGUUAUACGCUGUGAACCUUGAACAAAUUAGGAUGCAAGAAUGUCCAAAAUUUUCUUCAAUCAUGGGGGCAACUGGGAGCAUAGUCACUCAAAUAAAGAGAAAGGACGCAGAGCCUCGUGGGAACAACGACAGUCAAAUGCUUGAUCAACUCCCAUAUUUCUUCCCAGAAUAUUUGACUUUAAUGAAAUUAGGGUUACAAAAAUUAAGUGAGCUAAGCUUCAUAUGCAGGGCUUUCAGUACUCCCUCCCAAAAUUCAAGCUUCCAAUAUCUUAGAUUUUUAACAGUGCAUGGAUGUGGAAAACUGAAAUGCAUCUUCUCCUCCUCUGUUUGGGGAAGCCUUCAACAUCUGACACAGUUGGAAAUUAGAGAAUGUGAGGAAGUAGAGGAAAUCAUGCAAGAGUUGGAAGAAGCUCAGCAUGUAUCCCACAUUUCUUUCCCAAAAUUGCGGUGGAUAACAGUGGAGGGGUGCCACAAGUUGAAAUGCCUUUUCAGGACACCUACAAUUGCAAUGCUUCUUCCAGAACUAAGUCUCAUAGAGGUAUCAAAAGCUGCACAAAUGGAGGAGCUCUUUUCGCAUAAUUAUAAUGGUGAUGAAGACACUGUCACUACACAACAUAUUGUGUUUUCAAAUCUCUACUCGUUGAAACUUUCAAAAUUGCCAAGCCUCGCUCACUUCUGCAAAGGACUCAACUUAAAUGCUCCAUACCUUGUUGAUGUCCAGAUAAAUGAAUGCCCAAAAUUUGACUUUUCCUUUGAGGAACCCACUUCCAUAGAAAGCACAGCACCACGAAUCAUUUGAUGGAGAGCAUAUGAUAAGGGAAAGAGCAGAUGGCAGGAGCGAAAAGAAAGCAGUAAUUAUCAUAUGCAUGGGGAUGUUACUAGUUAGAAAGUUGUGUUUUUAUUGUAAAAAAACCUGGUGAUUUCAAAUUCUGAAAUUUUAAGCAAGGCCUGUAAAACAGUGUAUCUGGUAAUCCAAGUGGGGAAUUUUCGAGUGGUAUAGUGUGGAUGAUUAUGAAUGUGUGGAUCAUUGUUUUGGAUUGUAUUGACUGUGAUGAUAGAACUUAUAUUCCUUGUGAACAA